Molecule: messenger RNA, 6084 nt
Organism: Closterium sp. Naga37s-1
Lineage: Eukaryota; Viridiplantae; Streptophyta; Zygnematophyceae; Desmidiales; Closteriaceae
Source: the annotation of a GenBank genome assembly
AUGUUUCCUGAAAAGAGAGACCUCUCGUAUUUCCUCCCCUUCGGCCCCGCGCCGAGCCUGAGCACGCUACCGUCCGACGCGGGAUUCGGCGGGAGCCGCGAAGCCGGCGUUACAACCGGCGUAGCUGCCGGCGGUGUAGCCGGCGCCGGCACGAGCUACGGCUUCAGCGGUGCCGGCCCGGCGGGGCUUAACACCGAUGCGGCGAACACAGCAGCGUCGCGGCUGUACGCGACGGGGGUGGCGAGUGGCGAGACGUUAGCGGACGCGAUAAUCGACAUUCGCAGGGAGCUGAGUCUCAGCGAUGGUAACCCGCGGCUCGCGAAAGGCCUCGCUGAAUUCUUCGACGAGAUUCUCUCCGAGGAGGAAUCUCAGGAGUUUUUUUUCUUCACGCUGCCCGGAAUGGCCUCCCUCGCUCUCCGUCUCCCGAGGCUCGUCUCGCAGCAGGCUCGGAGCGUGGCUCGGGCAGCCCAAGCCGCAGCGCAAUCCGGCAGCAGCGGGGGCAGCGGAAGCGGCGGAAGCGGGAGCGGAAGCGGGAGCGGGGGGAGCGAGAAGUGGCGGAGGGGGACGCAGAUGACGCUGCAGCUGCUGAGGCCGCAGCAGCCGGGGCUUGUGCUUAUAACGCAGGAGCUUGCAGCGGCGCUAUUGGUGGGAGCGUUCUUCUGCGUGUAUCCGACGGCUGGGCGCGCACAGGAGAGACUACCCGAGAUCAACUUCGACCGCCUCUAUGGAAGUUUAUUGUGUCUGCCCUCGCCCGUGUGUCCCCUUUCGUCCGUCUCGUCCCUCAUGCCCCUCACGCCUUUCGUGACGCGCUUCCGCCCCUCUCGCCCUUCUCACCGCUCUUACUCUCCGCUCUACCCAUGCCCAACCCCUCAUCUGUCGCGCUCACCCAGGGGCAUAUACGAAGGGUCGCCGCAGCAGCAGGAGAAGCUGCGCUGCCUACUGCACUACUUCCGCCGAGUCGUCUCCUCCAUGCCUCAGGGCGCCGUCUCCUACGAGCGCAAGGUGCUGCCCCUCACUGCUGUCACACCCGCCACAGUCACACCCACUGCUGCCGCCCCGCCCGCCCUCCACCCGUUUAAUGCCCCGGGCACUGACACACCAGGCCACCUUAAGCAGCAGCAGCAGGAUGUUUUUGGUUGGGGUGGGGAGGCAGGGGAGGGUGGAGGGCGGGGAAGUGGACACAUAAGACAAGGCGUUGCGGAGUGGGGGAGGCAGCAGGAGCUUUGGGGGGAGCUGGGGGACGCUUCCCCCUCCCCCUGGCGCGGACUUCUGGGGGACAAGGCGGAUUCCGCUCUGCGCCCUGGUGGUGAGUGCGAAGUGCAUGAGCGCGGCACAAUAGAGGCCGACGGCACGGGCUGUCUGCAGGUCGACUUCACAAAUGCCUUUCAUGCCAUGCUCUCACUUCACACCCUCACAAGCCCCCGCCCCUCCUCCUUUUGUUACCUCUCCCUUUCACAUCCACUCCCCCACCACCACCAGGUGCAUGAGCGCGGUACAAUAGAGGACGACGGCACGGGCUGUCUGCAAGUGGACUUCGCCAAUGCUUUUCUGGGCGGCGGCACGCUCGGCUCGGGGUGCGUGCAGGAGGAGAUUCGUUUCGUCAUCUGCCCGGAGCUCAUCGUGGGAAUGCUUUUUCUGCCCGCCAUGGAGAACAACGAGACGAUUGAGAUCGUGGGGCCCGAGCGGUUCAGCAAAUACACUGGCUACGCAGCAAGCUUCAAAUUCGCCGGAGAUUUCAUCGACACAGCCCCGCGGGAUUCCCUAGGCCGCCGCCAGACGCGGAUAGUGGCCAUGGACGCCCUCUCCCACGCAGCAGACCGCCAGUUCCGCAGCUCCUACCUCCUCAGGGAGACCAACAAGGCCUUCUGUGGGUUCCUAGACCAUGCCUCUGCCAGGGGGUUCGCCGGCGGGUCCAUUCUCGCGAGUAAUGACAGUAAUAGCCCGGUGUUUUUGGAGGGUACUGCGCAAAUGUCCCUGUCGAGGGAGUUUUUGAGUGGGGAGGGGGGGGCGGCGGGGGCUAUGUCGGGGUUUAGGAGAGGGGAGAGAGGGGGGAGUGGGAGUGAGGGGGAAGGGAGGGGGAGCGGUGGGGAGGAGGGGGGGAGGAGUUUGGGGGAGGGGCGUGCGGGAGAGGAGAGGAGAGGAGGGGGGAACGAGGGGAUGAUUGUUGAUGGGGGAGGCGUGGUGCCGAGGGGGAGUGGAGGAGGGAGAGGGGGUGGUGGGGGAGGCGGGGGAGGGAGAGGAGGAAUAAGAAGGUACUUUGAGAGGAAAGGGAGUGGGGGUGCGAGGAGAGGGCAGGGGGAGGGUGCAUUUGGGGGGGUAAUGGGGAAUAUGGGUACAGGGCGAGGGGAAGGGAGGCAGGGGAGUGGGGAGGGCAGUAAGGAGGGAAGUAAAGAGGGCAGUGGAGAAGGGGAGAACAGGAGUGGUGAGGGUAGUGGGACGGAGAAGCGGAAUGGGGGGAUGCAAACAGGAGGCGAUGACAGAGGAAAGGGUAGUGGAAGUGACAAUAGCGAAGGGAACCCUGCAGACGCCGCCACGGCUCGCCGCCCGAGUGAAGCAGCACAGCGGCCUGUCAGCAGCAGUGACAAUAACGAGGGGAGGAAGAGCCAGCCAAGCAACAGUGGAAACACGAACAACAGCAGCGGCAACCACAGCAGUGGCAACAACAGCAGCGGGAAUAACAGCACACAAAUGCAAGGCAGUAGCCGGGCCACAGCAGGCACGAGCUCUGGGUCCGAUUCAAGACUUGGGCGAGAAGGGGGAGUGGGCGGGCGAGAUUCGAGUGAGAGUGAGAGAGUGGAGGAGGAGGAAGAGGAGGAUGAAGAAGACGAGGAGAUCGAGGAGGAAGGGGAGGAGGAUGGGUUUGUUAUGGUGGAGAGGGGUGCAGGGAGGUUGGAGGGAGUGCAGGAAGAGUUGGGGGGAGAGAGAGAAGCGGAGCAACGAGGGGGGGUUGAGGGAGAUGUUGCAGGGGCAGGUGGGCUUGUGGUGGGGGGUGGGGAGGGGAGGGAGAUGGAGGUAGAGGGGGAGGCAACCCCAAUGGAGGAGGACUAUAUCGAGGACAAGGCAGCAGACGCCCAGAAGGGUAACGAGGACACGGAGAUGAAGGAGAAGGAAGUGAGAGAAGAGGGGGAGGAGGAGGGGGCGGCACAUGAGAAGCAUGCCCAAUCAGCGAGCCAGGCGACUGGAGAGUCACCACAGCUGGGAAUGGGCAGCGCUAAUAGGGUGUCUGAGCAGACUCCGUCCCCCUCCCUGCCCUUCGUGCGCACUGAUGCUCUGCUGAGUUCAGCAGGAGCUUUGGUGACAUCAGCAGGCGUUGCGGGGGCAGUUUGUUUUCCCUCCAUCUCCCCCCAGGGCACUGGUACUGGGACAGGGACAGGGGGGACUGGCGCGGGCACUGGGGGAACUGGCGCGGGGACAGGGGGGAGGACGUGGGGAUCAGGGGGAGCUACUGGUGGGGGAAGCGGUGGCGCCACAGGGGGAGCGACGGGGGGAACGGGGGGAACUGGGGGAACGGGGGGAAUAGGGGGAAGGGGAGGUGCAGCAGGAAAGGGUGGUGGUGCGGAAGGGGGUGGAGGGAGGGCGGAAGGCAGUGGAAGUGAUACCCCAAGUCGGGCGGCAACGGAUUCUAGCGGGCGGCAUUUGUCUCUUUCUGGGCUGAGGCGGGCCGUGGAGGAGGAGGUGGUUGGGGCGGGCGGCGGGGGAGGGCUUGGGGAGCAUGGGGGGCAGGAGGAGACGGGGAGUCAAAGAACGAGUCCCGGGCAUUCAGCAGCUGCUAACGCUGAGGCUGCUGCAGCAGGGAGAGCAGAUGCAAGGGCAGGACUGGAGCCUGUGGCAGGGGUGGGAGGGGUUGCACGGGGGCCGGGUGCAGAGGCGGCAGGUGAUGCAGCGGGAGCAGCGGCACCAGCCACAGCACUACCAGUAUCAGAGGCAGCAGCAGCAGCAGCAGCAGCGGCGGCGGCGGUGGCGGCUGGGGAAGCCGCAGCAGCGGCAGCAGCAGCAGGGGGCGUGAGGCCGGGGCGACUGAGCCUGACGUCCCAGCACAAUCGCAUGGGCAUAGCGACGGGCAACUGGGGGUGUGGCGUGUUUGGGGGCGACCUGGAGGUGAAGAGCAUGCUGCAGUGGAUGGCUGCUUCUGAGGCCGGCCGCCCCUUCGUGCUCUACUUCACCUACGCUGAUCAUCGCGCUGCUAGGCUCAAAGAGGUGUGUGAGUGGCUGCUGAGGGAGGGGUGGAGCGUGGGCGAGCUGUGGACGACCGUUGCAGAGUACAGCCGGCAGCGACGCGACCACCAGCUGCACCUGCAGGUGCCCCAGCAGCACUCGGACCACCACCACUCGCAGCACGAGCACCACCAGCAUUACCAGCAACAAGAAAUGGAUUACCAGUACCAGCACCAGCACCGCGAGCACCAGCAGCAGCAUCACAAUCAGCAGCAGCAGGGUCAGCAGGGGCACGGGGAGAGGAGGCGGCAGCGGUACGGCACGCCGGUGUCCUUCUUUGACUGGCUCAUCCCCGUGCAACAACGUUCCGCAGGUUCUCCCGAGCCUGACGCCAAGCGUGCCCGCCUGUCCACCUCCGGAGGUUCGUCCCGAGCCGUGUCAUCCCCUCCCCGCACCUCCCGUUCCCUGCAUACCGAACUGCAGUACGCGUUUGAAGACCCGUGCCUCGUGCCUGAAGUGGGCGGGGGAACGAAUGGGCCCAGAAUCAACCAGCAGAGUGGUCAUGCGGAGGGUGGUGAGGGUAUGCGGUGUGGUGGUGUGGCGGAUGGCAGGGAGGGAGAGGGAGGAGGGGGAGGAGCGGGAGGAGGAGGAGGGGGAGGAGGUAGAGGGGGAGGGGUGCAUGGGGAAGUGCCAGGUGGGUUUGAUGCUUGUGUGCGGGACGAGGCACAGGGAGCAGGGUGCAGGGAGGAGGCAGAAGAAGCAGGGCAGCAAAACGAGCAGGCACAGGAAGCGGGGCGCAGAGAGCAGCACGGGGAUGUUGGCGGGCAUAGGGACGCGGUGCAAGGGUGGGAGGAGAGACGCGACAGGGGAGGGCAGGUAGGGCAGCAGGAGGCAGGGCGGGGUGCCCAUGUUCAGGCAUGCCAGGAAGAGGGUGAGGGUGGGGCAGUGGAGGAAGUAGUGGGAGGGCUUGGCGAAGGCGAGAGCGAGGAGGGGCAAGGGGAAGGGCAAGGGGAUGGGCGAUGGGAGUUGAUGGCGCAACAGGGAGAGGUUCCGGUGCUGAAUGGGGAAGCAAGGUGGCACGGGGAUGGGGAUGGCGGUAAGGGCACGGGUGAUGGCAGGGAAGGGGAAAGAAUGCAGGACGAGGAGAAUGAGGAGCAGGAGCAACAGGAGGAGGAGCGGGAGCAGGAAGGGGGGAGAGGAGCGGCCAUGCAUGGCCAGUCGGUGCCCCAUUGGGGAGAGUCCAGUGCUCAGAGCAGCAGACAGCACAGACCGCAGCCUCCACAGCAGCAGCGACAUCAGCCACAGCAGAAUCUGCAGCAGCAGCAGCAGCAGAGGGAGUCAGGCAGUGGGGAGGGAGUGGUGCCUGGAAGCGGUGGGGGGGGAUCUCAGCAGGAGUCAGCCCGGCAAUCAGCCCAGCAGCAGCCUAGAGAGGGAGAGGUGACAACAGCUGCUGCACACGAAACAGAUGAGGCUCGGGCCGAAUCACGGGGUCAGGUACGGGGACUGACUGUGGAAGCGGGUGAAUUGGAAGAAAGGGAUGGAGGGGAGGAGAGGGAGGAGAGGGUGGGGGGCGAUGAAAUUGAGGGGGGUUCUUCUGAUCAGCGUUGCCUGAGGGAGGUGCCUUCUGGGAGUGGCUGGCAAAACGUCUCGUUUGGAGAUGGACGGUCAAGAUCGGACGAUAUGAGUGAUAGUACCAAUAGGGAAGCGGCUAGUAGCGAAGAUAUGAGCAGGUCGCAAGGGAGUGGGAGAGACGGUGGAAGGGCGGGGCGCGGGUUGAGAGGCGGGAAUAGAAGCUGGGGUGGGAGGAGUAGAGGCUCCAGUGAUGGGCAAAGGGUAAUGGGGGAGCAAAUCGACUCUGAUACACCGUCACUUGACAGUCUGGAUGAGGUGUUUCGGGAACGGAUGGGACGAGGCAAUGGGGAAUCUUGA